Molecule: messenger RNA, 1200 nt
Organism: Sporisorium graminicola
Lineage: Eukaryota; Fungi; Basidiomycota; Ustilaginomycetes; Ustilaginales; Ustilaginaceae
Exons: 1
Coding region: 1-1200 (399 amino acids)
Biological process (GO): positive regulation of transcription by RNA polymerase II
Cellular component (GO): RNA polymerase II transcription regulator complex
Molecular function (GO): protein dimerization activity; DNA-binding transcription factor activity
Source: RefSeq, a predicted model, not a curated record
AUGCAAUCGAUCAACUCGGUCGAGGCCAACGGCCAGCCUCCCAGUGUCCCCAUCUUCCAGCGGCCCGCCGGAAGCGGUGGAGGCAACAAGAAGGGCACCAGCGCAGAGCGCCGGGCCACUCACAACGCCAUCGAGCGAGCACGCCGAGAAUCUCUGAACGGCCGCUUCCUUCAGCUCGCAGCGUCGUUGCCCGCCAUCUCGGACGUGCGACGACCCUCCAAAUCGCUCAUCGUUAACAAGUCGCUUGACUUUGUUGCCGACGCCAUGACGCGCGAGUCGAUCUACCGCCUCAAGAUCGACAACAUGCGCCAAGAAAACAUGCAGCUGCGUCAACAGCUCAAUAAAUUCCUCGCACAGGCCGGUCUUGAGACGCUCCCUCCGCCUCCUGUCGACGAGUUGCCAGUUCCACUUGCUGAGAUGGGCAACAAGAAGCGUCAGGUCGGUAUGAGUACUUCGGGGCAGCUUGUCGAGGUCUAUGAUCUCGAUGACGAUGACGGACCUUCUGCCAAUGGAAGCGAAGGGGAGGGCGGCAAGAACAGCCCUACAUCGUCUUGCUCGGCCGCCUCGAGCAUGCGCGGCUCUCUCUCGAGCUCGGUCCCGUCCGGUGUCACCGGCUUCACCCCAAUUUCGCAAACUCCUGGAGUGUAUGGACAGCCGCCCAGCUUCCUGUCGAUCCCCGCCAAUCCAAUUUCCACCAACAGUGCUUCUCCCGGUGCUUUGUCUGGCUCUGGCGAUAUUGGAGCCACCGAACGCAACGGCAGCUUUGAUGACGCUGGCGGAAACUGGAUUCAGCCAGGCACAUUGGAGGGGCAGGGCGGUGCUGCCAGUCAGCAGCUCACCUAUGCUGGCCUUGCGUUCUCGUCGCCCAGCAACAAUCACGGCCUUGAUAUCAACGGCAACCGACAGCUCGCCUCCGGGGUGCAGAUGGGUCUGGACGGCGUUCCCGCCGUCCUAGGGCAAAGCGGACACGCGCAGAUGUUCUCAAUGAACACAAACAACUUCGCACAUGUUCGCAAUGCACAACAGCUGCAACAGCAGCAACAGCUUCAACUCCAGCUCCAUUUCCAACAGCAACAGCAACAGCAACAGCAGCAACAGCAGCAACAACAGCAACAGUACGCCAAUGCUGUUGCUUUCAACCCGUCGCAUUUUUUUGAUCAAGCGCCGCUGCAGUCCGCUAGCUUCUUGACUGCAGUAUGA